This is a messenger RNA of Penicillium diatomitis, 321 nucleotides long. RefSeq names its product mitochondrial 37S ribosomal protein mS33. The transcript has 4 exons. Lineage: Eukaryota; Fungi; Ascomycota; Eurotiomycetes; Eurotiales; Aspergillaceae. Bases 1 to 321 code for a protein of 106 amino acids. Gene Ontology annotation, cellular component: mitochondrion. The record is from RefSeq and is a predicted model, not a curated record.
AUGUCGCAGUCCCGCAUACUAGACCUGGUGAAGACGCAAUGUCGCAUCUUCUCCGCGACUUUCAACCCUCAACGUCUCAGAUUGGGUAACAAGAUCUUGCGGCAACGUUUGCGUGGUCCCACGUUAGCAGCUUGGUAUCCAACGAAGAUUGUAUCCUUCCGUGAUCUUCAGAACACAUAUAAGCCCCUUGGCUUGACGACGUUCGACGAAGCCGAAGACGACCGCGAGGAAGCCAUCCAAAUUACCAAACUGCGAGGAAAGGGACGGCCGAAGAAAAAGAGAACGGCAGCAGAAUCGAGAUCCGCGAAGAAGAAGAAGUAG